GCCCCUCGGCCUUCCAGAGACCAGAGGAGCUCAUCCCGUGUCCUCUCUCUGCCGUACCUCGCCAGCGUUGCCUCCUUCUCCGCCUCCGCCCUCACGCGCUUCCCGAUGCACCGCCUCCCUGCUGCUCCUUCCCGCUCAGCAGCUGUCCGCCCACACAUCUCCCCUGCGCCGCCCUACCUUGGACUCCGGCGACAACAUGGUCGGGUGGCCAUGGCGAAUCGGGGCUGCGAAUUCGAAUCCCGGUUUAGAUCGACCGAUCAGCUUUCAAUUUCUACCAAUGGAGUGGGCAUGAAGCCAUUUGGUGUUGGUGCCAAAAUUUCAACAAAACGUGCAAAUGGGAAUACUCGGGUUGAAGAGUUAAACUUGAGAUCAAAUCAGACAGAGGGGCUUGUAGAAACAGACGAACCUGUUACUUCCCCAAAGAGGAGCGCUAAGAUCCAUGAUUUUUGCUUCGGGAUCCCUUUCGGUGGUCUUUUGUUCUGCAUGGGGCUUCUAGGAUAUUUUUUCUCUAGGAGUACCAUAAGUCUUGUCUUAGGUGUUGCACCUGGGCUUGCUACACUCUUUCUUGGCAUCCUUAGUUUAAACUUUUGGAAGCGCGGAAGAUCCAGCUUCCUCUUUAUAUUGGGCCAAGCAGCAAUUUCUGCUGUCCUAGCAUGGAAGUAUUCUCAUGCUUACUUACUGACGAAUAGAAUCCUCCCCUGGGGCUUCUACGCUUCACUGAGCACUGCGAUGGCAUGUUUCUAUGCGUAUGUGCUGCUUGCUGGAGGAAAUCCGCCUCCCAAGAAGUUAGCGGGGGCAUCACUGUCAUAAAACAGGAAACUGGCACUGAAGUGUAGUAUCAUAACUUGAUUUGGCCUUUGUGCUCCAUAAAAUGCUGUGACUGCAAGUACAUAAGAAUUUUGAUCAUUGUAUAUUCCCUAAUCUUUGCUUCGCUUCUGGCGAGGCUCUUCCACUUUGGUUGAACCAUCGAGCAAAUAACUCUGGCUGGAUGGUGGUUGUAAUGGUCCAGCCGAUGAACAUAUGGUUUUCUUUCUCCUUCAACAUGAUCGAGGAUGUUGUGACAAUGA
Molecule: messenger RNA, 1067 nt
Organism: Brachypodium distachyon (stiff brome)
Lineage: Eukaryota; Viridiplantae; Streptophyta; Magnoliopsida; Poales; Poaceae
Product: protein FATTY ACID EXPORT 1, chloroplastic
Exons: 6
Coding region: 106-810 (234 amino acids)
Cellular component (GO): membrane
Source: RefSeq, a predicted model, not a curated record